Anopheles cruzii is the source of this 2631-nucleotide messenger RNA. Its product is annotated as neutral and basic amino acid transport protein rBAT-like. NCBI's taxonomy places the organism in Eukaryota, Metazoa, Arthropoda, Insecta, Diptera, Culicidae. The transcript has 2 exons. Bases 25 to 1950 code for a protein of 641 amino acids. The record is from RefSeq and is a predicted model, not a curated record. Gene Ontology annotation, biological process: carbohydrate metabolic process.
UUGAUCGUUUCGCUUCGCGGCAUCAUGAAUCAUUUGCAAAUAUCAACCGAUCCGACGCUGCUCGGAGCGGAUCUGUUACCGGAGUCGCUGACCACGUCCCCAUCGGUGUCGACGUUUCUGCCCGAGGAGGACGCCUCAACGUGUUUGUUGCUGCCCGAGACACCGAGUCCUCCGUUGGAUUUUUCGCAUCCCCUAACACCCAGCAUGGGGAACGCCGCGGAUAACCGGGGCGUCACCGGGGACGACGAUCCGACCGGGGAAACGAGCAGUUCUUCGGGAAGUUCGGGUAUCGGUAUGGUCGGAACGGUCGGAGCCGGGGCCGGCAAUCUGUUCAGCCACAACACGUACCAGCAUCUGCGCAAGAAGAGUGACGUCGCGAAGGUGCCGGACGGAUCGAUGCAUCACGCGGCCAGUCUGGGGAUCGCCGUCACGAAGGAUAUGCCCGGGUUCGUGCACUGGAAUUGGCCGCUCAUCCGGAAGUGCACCUUUUUCGGGUUCCUCACCGUGAUCGUGGCGAUGGUCGGCAUUGUGGUGGCCAUGAUUGCCACCCUACCGAAGACCUGCAAUCCUCCGGCGGCAUGGUACAAGGGCUCGGUGUUUUACGAAGUGUUCCCGGCCAGCUUCCAGGACACGAACGAUGACGGGUUGGGCGAUAUCCGGGGGCUGAUUGCGCGCGUCGAGUACUUCCAAACGCUCGGCAUCGCUGCGGUCCGGCUGAACUCCAUCUUUCCCUCGAAGCACUACCCGGACCACUUCCAGGAGGUGACCUCGCUCGUGGAUGUUGACGGUGUGCUGGGCAAACUGGAGGACGUCCAGAAGCUGACGGCCGCGCUGCACGAGCGCAACAUUUCACUCAUCCUCGAUCUGCCGAUCUAUCCGUUCCUCGGCCGACUCAGUCCACCGACGCUCGACGUGGACCAUUUACCGAACCGUACCGACGGUGGUGUGACCGCCAGCGAGUUCCUGCGCCUGUCCCGCUCGGUCACGGCCGGCCAUCCGGCGGAGGGUAACGCAAUAUCGGACGUGCUCCGUUUCUGGCUUACCCGGGCCGGCGUGGACGGGUUCUACGUGAAGGGCCUGGAACACUUUGCCGACGAUCCGCUGUUGGUGGAGAACGUCAAGGAGUGGAAGUAUCUGCUCGGCCCCGAUCGGGUGCUGAUGGUGAGCCAGAAGCUGGUGGAGCUGCUACCGGAGCGGUCCGUGCGGGACGUCCUUUCGCAGGUCGAUCUGGUCGAUACGUACCUGGACGUGGCCAAUGGCACGGAUGCGAUUGCCAAAGUGGUACGCGAAGCGAUCGGUGGCAAGUUGCUGCGCGGUGUCGACGACCAUCCGUGGAUUCACUGGAGCCUGGGAAGUGUCUCCGAGCGGCGCCUCUCGUCGGGGCUUAGUCCAAACGCUACGCUGGCGGCCACCCUACUGGAACUGACGCUUCCCGGCACGGUCAGCAUCUUCUACGGGGAUGAGAUUGCGCUCGAGGAAGCACACGAUCCGACCGACGAGCACGGUGACACCCGGCACCUGCACCAUCUGGCCGGGAUGGUGUGGGACAACGCACAGAACCAGUUCACCAGCCGGGGAACGUUGCCCUGGUUGCCGCGCAGUGCUUCCGCUUCGCUGCACCACCUGGACUACGUGAUCGAAGCGAUCGCUCUGCGUCGCCGAUCGCCCUCGAUCUACCUGAAUGCGGUCGUCAAAGAACAGAAGGUGCUACCGAACGCGGACGUGAAAUCGAACCAGAACGACAUCCUUAUCGUGCAGCGAUGGUACCCACGGCGGAACUCGUUCGCUGCCAUCGCCAACCUGGGCCCGAAACGGAUCUCGCUCGAUCUGACCGCCAUGUUCUACAGUGGGGAGAUCAUCGCCGGUUCGUCGCUCAAACACGAACGAGUCUACUUUGAUCGGUUCGAAAUCAGCCCGCUGGAAACGAUCAUUGUGAAGCUGCACAAGUAGACUGGAGGCUGUGCGACGUACGAGCUACUUGGAUGCCAAAACAGUAUCCAACACCAUCGUCCCACCUCGUCGCUAGGGGGCGAUAGGCUUGCUUUGAUACGCGACAAAAGAAUAGACACCGCCGACACCGUGUUGAAUUGUGUAUUGUUUUAUUAGAUCUCUAGAUUUUAUUUUCAUUUGCUGGUUGCCUACCUAAACAUAGAAAAAGAUAUUAAUCGUAGGUGUCUGUAAUUGUAAAUGUUGGAAGUUUGUUAAUCCGAAACAAACGAAUAAAUUUGAAUUAUCAAUAAAAAAAAUUACACCACAAGUCCUAAUCUCGCGCGCCGUCGUCUAGAAUUACAAGAGUACUAACUAACUUCUGAUGCGCAACGCUGGGCCGAUCCUAUUAUACGCCUUUCUUCUCUUAACGCCUGCCUUCCUUAGGAAUGGAUGAAGAAUGGGAACCGUUCCCCGUUUUCAUAGAGAGAAAAAAUAAGAGUUGCGCCUUACGAAGCCUAAAACGAAUCCUAUUCCACUAAAACCCACGCCACCGCGCGUACGGCGGACCCAUUAAAUAAGAGCUUUACAAACUAAUAGUACCUCUCUCCUCUCUAACGCCUAAAUCGCUCGCUGCGCCUGUCUGCGAUUGUUCCUUCCUUAUUCUCUCUCUGUUUCCCCGUAAAACCCAAAAAAAUGAAGCGA